CUUGCUAGAUUGCUCCAUACUAUUUAUAAGGUUUCGCCUUUAGCUGCGCCGGGGAGGCAAGAAAUGCGCUAGGGUUGCUUAGGGAGGGGGGGAGUUCGCAGAUGGCCGACGAGCAAUCGGCGCCGCCGGUGGUGGUGGCGAUGAAAGGCCACCCGGGGUCCGGCAAGUCCACGGCGGCGCGGGCCAUCGCCGCCGCGCUCCGCUGCCCACUCCUGGACAAGGACGACGUCAGGGACUGCACGCUGGCCCUCGAGGCCGUGGCUGCCUCCGGCGUGCUCAACGAGCUCUCCUACGCUGUGCUGUGGUGCGUGGCCGAGAAGCAGGUCCAGCUCGGCCUAUCUGUUGUCAUCGACUCCCCAUUGUCGCGGCGUGUGCACCUUGACGCCCUGACACGCAUACCCGGUGCCCUUGUGGUUAUCGUGGAAUGCCACCCUAGUGAUAAGGAAGAGUGGCGCCGGAGGCUGGAGAAGCGCGGGGCGGCAGAUUCCCACGGUGGUGGCAGUGAUGGAUGGCAUAAGCCCAAGACGUGGGCGGAGCUGGAAAGGCUUGUGGAAGGGUACCAAGGUUGCACGGAUUAUGAAAUUGGGGAUGUGCCGAGGAUUGUCGUGGAUACAACUGAUCCGACAGUUGAUGCGGAGGCGAUUGCUGCAAAGUUGUCUGUUUUGGUGUCAAGAUCUAUAGGAGAGUCAUUUCUCCCGGAAAUAGAGGCCCUGAGUUCUUGGGGCUAGAUGGCAUCUGCUGGUCUAAAACCAGGGGUGCCUGUUAUUCUGCGGGAACUAGAACCAUCCUCAGAGAUGUUCAAGCAAGGAGCAUCUCUUCGAGUCACAGGAAU
Panicum hallii is the source of this 832-nucleotide messenger RNA. RefSeq lists its product as uncharacterized. Bases 102 to 728 code for a protein of 208 amino acids. The record is from RefSeq and is a predicted model, not a curated record. Lineage: Eukaryota; Viridiplantae; Streptophyta; Magnoliopsida; Poales; Poaceae. The transcript is spliced from 3 exons.